This is a messenger RNA of Sardina pilchardus (European sardine), 4190 nucleotides long. RefSeq names its product muscle M-line assembly protein unc-89. The record is from RefSeq and is a predicted model, not a curated record. The transcript is spliced from 18 exons. Bases 305 to 3868 code for a protein of 1187 amino acids. NCBI's taxonomy places the organism in Eukaryota, Metazoa, Chordata, Actinopteri, Clupeiformes, Clupeidae.
ACGGGCGCGAGUAGCUAGGAGGCGUAGUCGGCUUUGUUUAUACACGGAAGAUAGUAGAUAUAUAGAUAUAUUUUACUUCUGUAGAUGUUUGUUUCUAGUGGUGACUAAAGCUUUAGUAUGUACGCUAAUGGAUGUGUUGCCGAUGUGGCAUUUUACUGUAAGGUUUAUUUGUAGCGAUAACAAAAUUGAUAGCUAACCUAACUUUAGCUACCUUGUAUGCUAAUUCGGAAAUGGCGGGCAGCUAAAAGUUAGCUUAAUUGAGUUUGGUUAGCUGGUAGGAAACUUCUGGUCACACAACACAACAAUGGAAAGCAAAACGUCGCACUUGGUCAAAGGGAGGAAGAAGCUGAGAUACUUCACAAACGACGAAAGGUCGCUACCAAGGAUACAGGAUGUCUUUUCAGUCGGUGACAUCGAUGUUUUUUUGGAUUACUCCUCUAAAACCAAACUGGAUAGUGGAUUUCUAACCUCAUUACUACCCAAGGGCACACCAGAGGCAGAAACGAAGGAGAAAGAAGCACCGCAGGAAGAAGAAGGUGUUGCCCUUCCAACCGAAGAAAAAAACAUAGUAGAUGGGUUAACGGAUAAAGAGAGUCCAUUUAAAGAUAGUGCCCCAUUAAAGACUUCCAGCCCCAUCAUUGUGGCGGCGGAUAUCCAUGUGGAUGAAGGUGAAGCAAAGCUUUUGGCAUCACCCGUGCUCUUUCCCUACGACAAUGAGGAUCCCAUCGAAGGCAACAUGGACAAGCCCCUCUCUAUCCUGACAGAGAGCAUAGCCAAGGAGGCCUCACUUCAUGAGACGCUCAUUCUGACCCCACCGAAGAGGUUUACACUUGCUGUUGAGACCAAGUCCCCAACGCUCACCCCAGUGAAAAACCGUGUGAAUCGUGAAGAAAAGAAUUUGUCUGGUGUGCUGGAAAAUCACACUCUGACAGAGGUGAAAAUGAAUGAGGAGCCGGGUUCCUCGGUGUCACCUGUAGUUUCGACUCAGACUGCAGUCAUUAAGGAGCCAGAGUCCACCCAGAAGGCACCUAGUGUGGCCGACGAUGGAUCUUUCCAGAAGAAACUCAGAGAGUUUUUGAUGCCUAGGAACAUGGAAAGCAGUGCGAGGAUGCCAACACCCGCCAGGGCCCCGUCGCCGCAGGAGCUGGACGAGGACGAGGACUUCUUCAUCCUGGAAGACGACGCUCCGCUGCUCUUCAGCCUCAAGCCGAAGGCCCCGACCAGCCGUUCGGCCAGGCAGCCCAGCAAGAAGGCCGAGGCCCAGGCUCAAACGGGGAGCGACGCUGGAGACGGAACUCCGGCUGGGACGGAGAAUGAGCCUGGAGCCCGGGUCAAGGCAGCAGGGGCAGCUCCCACACCGGCACCCCCAGCCAAAGCCUCCGCCGUCCCGAAGAAGAGGGGCAAGCAGAGCAAACAGACUGCAUUGAGGGCAGCGCCGGAAGAAGGAGGACCUUCCGAGGAGCCCUGCGAGGUCGGAGGCCGCUCAGCGAAGGGAGUUCCAGCGGAGGCUUCGUCCAAAGCACCGGCUGCUCAGAGGAAGACGGGCAAGCAGAGAGGACGAAAAGGAGCUGCAGCAUCAGCUACUGCUGCAGAGCCACAUACAGCAGCGGAUGCAGAUCCUGAUGCUGAUGCUGGCGUUGACAUGGCAUCCACAAGGCCUGAGAGAAGGCCAGCAACGCCCAUAUCAGAAGCCUGCAGUCCCACAGCUGCCGAGGAUGAUCAAGGAGACUAUGGUUGUAGUCCAUCCCCAUCACCCUCAGUGGAGGUGCCACAACAGACAGGUGGAUCAGUUAAAAAGUCAGCCAGUAAGAAGGCAAAAGGAAAGCCCUUCCUGAGCAAAAAGAAGAAAAAGAAGCAACUGUCUCGGACAUCGGAGAUGUUUGCGGUCAGUUGUUCUCCAGGACUGAAAUCGGACACAAAAACAAGCAAAGCUGCAUCCAGCACCACAAGACCGGAAACCACAGCCAAGUCUCCUGCCGCUCCUGCAGCCGUGUCGUCGAAGAAGAGCCAGAAGGCACCGAGUAAAAAGGAGAAGAAGGCGAAAGAGAGCAAGGUGACGCGGAAGCAGAAGAGACCAGCUCCGGUGCCGUCUGAGGAAGAGGAAGGACACCGGGACCAGUCCAGAGGAGAGGAGGCUGAAGCCACAGAUUAUUCUGAGGCUGGACGACAGGACCCUUCGCAGGACCUUUCUGGCCACUCUGCUACGGGCAGACGCAAGAGGAACAGGCCAGGGAACUGGUGGUCGAUCAACCCGGAGAGGGAGGACGAGGACGACUUCAGUCCUCCGAAGAGGCGGAAAGACGGCAAAAGGGAAGACGGGAAGAAGCCGAAGAAAACAGGAAGGCCGCAGAAGGAGGCCACUGCAUCCCUCACGCAAGACUCCACCGAUGCCGUAGAGAAAGGAACGAAAUCUCCAGCCAAGUCGCCACGACAGCAAACGGGCGGGAAGGCAACUCUGAAAUCUAGACAGAGAAAGGUCAAAGGUGACGGCCAGGCUGGCCAGAAGAGGCCCCAGACUGGUAAAGGCAGACGGAAGAGGCCGCAGGAAGAGGCUAUGUCUGCUCCAUCCAAUCAACUCGAGGAGGAGGAGGCGGAGUCUGACCAAGCUGGACCAGAGCUACAGGUCAACAUGUCAUCAGACGCUCCUGCUGAGCCAGAGCAGCGCCUGCAUGCCAGCAGAGGCGAUAGUGGAGCCGAUGCUCCUCAGCCGCAGGGAAGAACCAAGGGGAGAGCGCGGGGGAAACCCCCCGGCAACUGGUGGGAAAGCCAGCCGCAGCCUCAGCCAGAGCCGGAAUCAGAGGAAGACAUCGUCCCGUCGCCGUCGCAAUCACCCCCGCGCCCGGCCCCAGUGCCCAGGGCCCGCGUGCCCACCCCGGGCAUGCCAACGGCAGAGCUCCGCCUCAGGCGGCAGGGAGGGGCGAAACUCGGCAGCGGCUCUCGGAAAGCCCGCGCCCAACUCGCGAAGAAACCGCUGGCGCAGCACGCGGGGACCCCAAAGACCCUCAAAGGCUCCCUGGCGGCCUUCGGCGCCAUCUACUCGGUGGGCACGUCUCACGGCAGGAACGCGGUCGUGCAGAAAGUGCGCAAGAACUUGCUGAACUCUCUGGAGGACAGCAGUAACCGGUCGAACGACCACACGUCCAUGGACGGCAGCAGCCAAGAGCGGCUGAACUGUGACGGUGGACACCAGGAAGUGUGCGGCCGAGUUUCGAACUGUGUUGGUCUGGAGUCGGUGAUGCGAGUGAAGAAUGGAGACGUGUUUCCUGCUUCAGAUUGGCCCCCACACAAUCUGGGUGUUCCGGGUUUAAAAAGUGGACCUUCCUCAAUGAUUCAACUACAAAGUUAUGAGGAGGAAGAGGAGGAGGAGGAGGAAGAACGAAACUUGUCGAGGACCUUGCUGGUCCCAAUGGCUCUGUCAGAGGGAGACAUCUGCGGGCCUCAGCUGCGACCUUUAACCCUGAUGCCUGACGACUGGAAGAACCUCACCUAUUGGCUCAGAGAAGUGUGGAGGACCAACGUCAAAUCCAACGGUCAGCUCGUCACAGCCGACCACUUCCACUGGUACACGCACGAGGGCAGGGCCCUGGGCCACAAGUUCGACCUGGUGUGCAACUCCUACGCCAACGGCAAGAUCCUGCUGGGCUCCUACAUGCACAAGCCGGCUCAGGUGGACCAGCACACGACCACAGUUUUUAAUGUAUAUACAAGCUCUGUGCGCGUGCAAAUCAAGGAUCUCAAGUCUGAAUACAUCCCUGGGCAAGCAUUCGUAGUCCCUCGAGGGCAGUCGUACAGCAUCCAUAACCUGACUCCAGUGCCCGCCAUUCUCUGGUAUCAUCGGAUGUUUGCAAAUAUAAUGGAGGACUCUUGAACCAGGGCCGUCUCUUGUACAGGAUACAGACUCUUGUAAAGUUGGUCUUUAAUAUUUUACCCUCACAAACCUUCUCAUUUAAAGCUUGUCAAAGUUGUGAAGUAUCACAGCUUUUGUAUCGAAGGUUGUAGACUCUUAAUAAUAGAAUGAGCUCUAAGCUCAAGCUAUCAAAAUUUUUUUUGUCUGCUUUAGCCAUGAAAAUGAUAUCUCUUAUUAGAGAAGUCUUGUGCUCAAUAAAAAAAAAGAAUGUGUUUUUAUAUUUGUAAAUUAAAAAACAAAACUUAAAACUUAAUCUUAUGCCUUGAUUUCAUCGUCCCACCAC